AUGUGUGGUCACACAUAUCAUCGAAAUAAGAUCGUUAAAGCACAGAAUAAGGUUUAUUGGCGGUGUGAAGAUAGAGACUGUGGGGCAUAUAUUCAUACAACAUUAUCAAAUGUUUAUCUUAGUAAUAAUGAAACACCUCACAUACACGAGCCAAAUAUGGAUGAUGUAUUUAUUCAACAAUUUAAGGCACAAGUUAUCAAACGUGUUCGUUCUGAAUUAGUAACACCAGGUGUGAUUCAUUCAGAGGAACUAGCAAAAGCAAACAUGUCGCCAUCUGCUAUGGCAAAUUUACCAAUUGCUCAAUCCAUGCGUAAAUCUAUGCUUUGA
Molecule: messenger RNA, 327 nt
Organism: Rotaria sordida
Lineage: Eukaryota; Metazoa; Rotifera; Eurotatoria; Philodinida; Philodinidae
Source: the annotation of a GenBank genome assembly